Penaeus vannamei (Pacific white shrimp) is the source of this 1988-nucleotide messenger RNA. The record is from RefSeq and is a predicted model, not a curated record. NCBI's taxonomy places the organism in Eukaryota, Metazoa, Arthropoda, Malacostraca, Decapoda, Penaeidae.
ACGCCCACCUUUUCCCCAGGACAGCAAGCAUGAAGCACAGGCCAAGCGCACUGCUGGCGUUGGUGUGGGCGGGGAUGUGGGGUUUGGUCUUCGCCACGCCCGUCAAUAACGCCCACGGAAGAAACCCUGCCAGCCCCCCGGGAAGCAAGCUGCUCUACAUUAUGUUGGAUGGCUUCCGUUGGGACUACGUGGACCUGCAGAGCGCCGCCGUCCUCCCCGGCUUCACCAAGUUCCUGAAGGAGGGCGUGAGGGCGCGCUGGACCCACCCGCUGUUCCCGUCCCUCUCGUACCCGACCUGGACCUCGCUGGUGACGGGCCAGUACGCCGAGAACCACGGCGUCGUCGGGAACUACUUCUACGACAGCGCCACCAAGGAGGAGUUCUCGCUCUUCGAUGUCGACUCCACCGGCAAGCAGAAGUGGUGGACCUCGGAGCCUAUUUGGACCACAGCCGAACGCGCUGGUCUUCGCACUGCACAGUUCCUCUGGGCUCGGUGCGACGUCCCUGUGAAUGGCAUCACAACCCAAUUCUGCGAGCGCUUCGAAAAGAUACCUGGAAAGGCAAUUUUCGAGAAGAAUAUCAAAAGGGCUUUGCAGAAGUUUGAUGAAGGAUUCCAGUUCGUUCAGGUGUACACUGAACACACGGACAACACAGGCCACAACUUUGGGCCCGAUUCCGAGGAGGUCCUUCAGGCCGUGCGAGAUCUCGACGAUGUCUUGAGAAUGCUGAUGGAGGAGCUUGAGAAGAGAGGAAUGACUGACCAUGUGAACAUUGUGAUCGUGAGUGACCACGGCAUGACAGACACGGCCCCUGGCAACAUCAGGCGGCACGAGAUUGACGACUACCUCGACCCAAAGCUCGUCGAGAACAUCGCUGACAAAGGAGCUCUCAUGAACAUCAAAAUACCCCAAGAAAAUGUUGAUAAGGUGUAUGCUAGUCUGAUGAAGAUGACUGGAGUGAAUGUAUAUAAGCAUAAUGACAUUCCAGAGAAAUACCAUUUCAAGAACAAUAAAUAUGUCCAUGAGAUCGUGGUAUCAGCUGAAAAAGGAAACUUUGUGAUGGCAUCCCAUUCAGACAAGCAAUUACCUGCCCGUUCUGACUUUGUAUACUAUGGUGCUCACGGCUAUGACCCAGACGUACAGGACAUGAAGGGAAUCUUCUUUGCAAAGGGUCCAGCCUUCCAGAAAGGAAAAAUUAUUGAACCCAUUCACGUCGUUGAUGUGUAUCAGGUGCUGACCCAUGUGCUUGGCUUGACCCCACAACCCCACAAUGGCACUUGGAAUCAUGUUCAAGAUGCCUUUGUUCAGAGCACACCAGCAACACACGAUGGUCAUGUUCAUAUGAACAGUAGUAGUCAUGAUCAUGCUGCUACAGGUGUUCAUAAUCAUACUCAGAUGGGUGAUCAUGAUCAUACUCAGAUGGGUGCUCAUGAUCAUGGUAAUAUGGGUGCUCAUAAUCAUGAUGAUAUGAGUGCUCAUGAUCAUCCUCAAGUGGGUACUCAUGAUCAUGAUGAUUAUGAUUAUGACCAUGAUGAACACAUGGGAGAUCAUGGUCAAAUGAGUGACAGCGGACAUAUGGCUGAUCAUGACCACAUGAGUGAUGAUGAUCAUAAUAUGCAUAAACACGAUCACAGUCAGGACAUUCACGGUCCGGCAGUGCAGCACCCUCUUUGGUAAUGGCUACUCUAAGUGGUAUUUUGGCAGUGCUUCUGCUGUAAAUCAGAUUUUAAAUUCAAAUCUAGUGGGAGAGUUUGUGUAUUUUUUUAUUUUUUCUUUAGAUCCUAAUUUCAUAGUUUAUGACAUUGACAGAACAAUAGUGUAUUUGUAAAACAUGAUAACAACUAAGGAAAUUAUUUUCUUGACUUACAUAUUAACAGAUUAACUUCUGAUUGAUUUCAAUGUGUUAUUACAGAGGGUUUACAUUAUCUCAAAGAACAGGAAUUUUGAAAGCAUUCUUUAUAGGCUGGUUCACUUAAAGGACUGAUGUGG